Molecule: messenger RNA, 617 nt
Organism: Solanum lycopersicum (tomato)
Lineage: Eukaryota; Viridiplantae; Streptophyta; Magnoliopsida; Solanales; Solanaceae
Source: RefSeq, a predicted model, not a curated record
UAUAAUUAAACGAAAAAUACAGGGACCAAUCAUGAUAUCUCAGCACCAACUUGCUGCCUCUCAGAAACGCUCACGAGAAUUCUGUGUGAAACAAAUUUAAAGCUUAUUGUUUACUCUUUUCUCCUCCAAAUUUCUAGGGUUUCUCUCGAAGAAUUUUCUGAUUUGGGAAGAUUGUGAUUCGUUUGGGAAAAGUUGGAUUUGGAACAAACAUCAAAAAUUUAUAUUAUUCCAAUUGGUUUAUAGGUGAUUUCAGAGGGAGCAAGAGGAGGUAAAGGAAGGAUGGGUUACAUAGGGGCUCAUGGAGUGCAAGCCCUUCAUAGGUACAAAUACAGUGGGGUGGAUCACUCCUAUGUUGCGAAGUAUGUGUUGCAACCCUUUUGGAGUCGCUGCGUCAAUUUCUUCCCCCUUUGGAUGCCACCGAAUAUGAUUACGCUUACAGGAUUUUUGUUCUUGGUCACAUCUGCGUUGCUCGGAUAUAUUUAUUCUCCACUGUUGGAUUCACCUCCUCCAAGAUGGGUUAAUUUUGCGCAUGGAUUGCUUCUCUUUCUGUAUCAGGUUUGCCUGUCUUAGCCACCAUCCUGAUCUUCUCAAUUUGUUCUUGUAGCAUAAUGUUUUGA